Spathaspora passalidarum NRRL Y-27907 is the source of this 1344-nucleotide messenger RNA. RefSeq names its product Rlm1p (gene RLM1). NCBI's taxonomy places the organism in Eukaryota, Fungi, Ascomycota, Pichiomycetes, Serinales, Debaryomycetaceae. The record is from RefSeq and is a predicted model, not a curated record. The coding region runs from base 1 to 1344 and encodes 447 amino acids. The transcript has 2 exons.
AUGGAUGUGGAUGUUCCGGAAGAUGACGAGUCUGAAUAUGACAGCGACUCCCCACAACCAAAGCGCCACAAAAGAUCUUAUAGUGAACUAGUCUAUCUGACAACCAAUAAAUCCAAAAACUCAAAGAUAUUCAAUAGCAACAGACCGCCGCCCCCUCCACCACCAGCUCACAUCUCGUCACUAAGUACCAUGCCGACUUUUAGUAAUCCAAAACCAAAGACUCCUUCCCUUGCCCCUAUUAAUCGCGAAGAAGCACCAUCCCAAAGACCGAUCUUACGAGUGCAGAUCCCUACUGAUGCCAAGGGGCACAAAAGGACAAACAGUAACACAGCCUCAAAUAAUAACAUGAGCAGUAGUGAGAAAAGUGGAGAUACUGCCCGAACAAUAACUGCCAUAGACACUAAUUUACAAAACACAUCAGGAAGUGAUGACCAUACAAAAAUCAAACCAGAUACACUGUCAACAGGUGCAGCUCCACCAACACCAACACCAAAAUUCCCACAGUUCUCAUCGUUCCGUUCACCUGACCAUAGGAAGCCAACGUUACCUUUACCCAUUCAGACUAAAUCAGAAACUUCUUCGCCAGCAAGUGCGACUGUGCCUCAAUUUCCUAAUUCUGCUACUAAUCCUAAUGCCAGUAUAUAUUUCCCAUCCAUGCAUGCCCAGAGUCCAGGAGGUCAAUAUGGAGGUGGUAUGCUCCCUACACCAGUAUUCAAUCAAAUAAAUCAGCAAUUGCAACAGCAGCAGCAGCAACAACAACAACAACAGGCGCACCAACAAUUUCAACAAUACCACCAAGGACCACCGCCCCCACAACAACAACAACAACAGCAGCAGCUGCAGCAGAACCAGCAGCAGAACCAGCAACAGCAGCAGCUACCGCAACAACAACAGCAAGAUCAACAGAAUCAACACCCUGGUGGUCAAGUUGCACAACCAGAGUCAGCAAUUCGGUUCAGACCACCAACAGGUGUUACCAAUCAGUACAACAAUGGUGAGCAAACGCCGCUUUCUGGACUUCCAUCACGAUAUGUGAACGAUAUGUUUCCAUUCCCAUCACCAUCCAACUUCUUGGGACCGCAGGAUUGGCCUUCAGGGACAACACCAACAACACACAUGCCCCCAUACUUUAUAAAUAUGAUGCCGUUAACAAGUACAACGGCUGGUCCUCCAACUACCUUCCCCAGCACAGGAAAUACCAAGCAUGGGUUGGGAAUCAAGACUGAUGGGAAUAUGUCGCCUACAGCAUAUCAUGUUCAAGCUAGCCAAGGUAAUAGAGGCGACGACGGAGGGACAAAUCCAACUACAGCAGGAAGCACAGUUGAUAACAAACUUGGGAAGUAG